CUGCAGAAAUGGAUGUAACCACAUAGCCCACAGGGGGCCAGCAUGUAUUUAAAGUUUGAACUACACAGAGCCAUAUUUGAGGUAUGCUGAAAGGCCCAGCUGUCUUCCCAAGUCUGCCAAGACUCUUUAGCCGGUACACAUCUGCUACAGGACUCAGAAGAACUCAUUAAUGCUCCUUAAAGUUCUGUUUCAUAACAGUGACCACCAACAGUCUUGAUUAGCAGAAGAAAAGGCAAACUAGACCCGGACCUUCACUGACAUCUCUUCUGGAUUUCUGGCUUGGCACGUAAGCUUCGAACGGCCUCUGCCCUUAUCUUGCUUCCUCCUUGCUAGCCUGGCAGAUUUAUAGCCAAGCUGCCGGCUGAGGACUUACGGCCUGGCAAUUACCAAGGAAUCUCCAGCCCUGCCUGCACCCCCACCGACACUGCUGUCUCAGUGAAGAGCUGACAAGUUGCUUCUUUGGGUUAAAGCUCAUAAAACUACAGUAAUCUGCAGAAAGCCAAAGACAACAAUACUGUAAUCUGUCAAUAUGGCAACCGCAGUCAUGCGUAUGCAAACUAAAGUCCAGGAGCAUCGCUCUGUUGUCUCCAGCUCCAGCUCCAGCUCUACCUCAAUGCAGCACAUGUCUCACACUACCAAAAUUCUGGGAGAGGACACGUUUUCGACUAAGAAGACUUCUGUUGUAGAGCAGUUCAGCAUGGUCUCUCGCUCCCUCGAGAUCCCUGCAGGAGAGAGCAUCCCAGAAUUUGUGGAGAAACCUCAUCCGCUAACAGCCCCUGAAGGAGACAAAGCUGUAUUUAGAGCCAAAGUGAAAGGGAACCCAAAACCCAGCAUCACGUGGAAAAGAGAAAGUGGGAUCCCAAUCAAAGAAGGAUCAAAGAUGUUUUUUGACAGCAUCAAUAAGGAAUAUGUACUUAAGUUGGAAAGCCUCACAACAGAUGAUGCAGACAAUUACAAGUGUGUUGUUUCCAAUGACCAUGCUGAUAUCAUCUAUACUGUGUCCUUGUGUGUUACUGAGUGUCAAGAAAAGCUGGAUUUCAAAAAAAUGUUGAAGAAAAGGGGGCCUCCAGCUCCAAAGAAAAAAGAGAAGAAAACGAUAGGUGAAAAAGAAAUGCUGGAGAUUCUCUCCAAGGUACCCAAGAAGGACUUUGAGAGGGUCUGUGCGGAAUAUGGCUUCACAGAUUUCCGAGGACUUCUUAGAAAGCUGAAGGAGAUGAAGAAAAAAGUCGAAGUUGAGGCCGUAAAAGUUCUGAAACCUCUGGAGGAUAUUACUGCUAAGGUGGACUCUACAGCAGUAUUUGAUUGUAUUUUAGAACUCAAGGAUCCCAAUAUGAAGAAGAUAUGGGUAAAGGGUGAAGAACCUUUGCGUUUUCAAUAUUCCAUAGGAAAAUAUGAAACUAAGCAGAUGGGCACUAAGUUUAUGCUCUACGUCAUGAAUGUGACUCCAAAUGACAUAGGCACAUACAGUCUUUUCGUGGGAGAUAAGCAUCUCUCUGCACGAUUGAAAGUAAUCGAUGAACCCCUGAAGUUUUUGGCAGACCUGAAACCUCUGACAAUAACUGAGCGGCAAACUGCUGUGUUUGAGAUCCGCCUUUCCAAAAAGGUGCCCAACUUUGCCUGGAAGUUCAAUGGGAAAGAGCUGAAGCGGGAUGAUAAGUAUGAGAUCAUCACAUCGGAGGAUGGCUUAACUCACACACUGAAAAUUAAGGAUGUCCGUCCAAGUGACACUGGUAAUGUCACUUUUGAAGCUGGAGAUCUCAUGACUAACGCUGAGCUUUUCAUUCAGAGAACACCAAUAAAGUUCAUCAGAAACUUGAAGAAUGUCCGAGUCAAGGAGAAGGGCAAAGCGUGCCUGGAAUGUGAGCUAACCACUAAAGAUGUUACUCUGAAAUGGCUGAAGAAUGGGACGGUCAUUCAGAGGUCUAAAAAGUAUAACAUGACCCAUGAAGGGAAGACGGCAGAGUUGACCAUAGAUGAUGCUGAGCUGAGUGACUCAGGAGAUUACAUGGUGGUUGCCAUGCAAGAAAAUGAUCCCACAGAGUACUACAGCAAUUGUAAUGUAACCGUGGAAGAGAGAUUUGCUACAGUAAAGAGUGGCUUAUCAGAUAUCCAAGCUGCAACCGGGGACCCAGCAGAACUCUGCGUUGUCCUGAAUGAUGAGAAGGUAGAAGGUGUUUGGCUGAAGGAUGGUAAGGAGAUUACAGAUAUGAAAGGAAUCCAAAUUGUCAAACAAGGGGCUGUCCACAAGCUGAUCAUUGACAAGAUGGGAGAGGACUCUGAAGGGAAGUACACUUUCAGAGCGAAAGGGGUAGAAAGUGAGGCCACGGUCAGCAUUGCAGACCCCCCUUUUAUUGAUCCAUUUGUGCUGGAAGCUUUAGCUGCACAUCCAGUGACGGUGAAAGCAGGACAGACAGCCUACAUCAAAGUGCCAUUUAAGGGCAAACCCCUGCCCAAAGUCACCUGGUUCAAGGAUGGUAUUGAGGUGACUGAAGAAGAGAGAGUAGUGAUAGAAAGAACGAAUGAUCAAGCACUGCUCACAAUCAAGAACUGUGUGAGGGAAGACAGCGGGAAUGUCAUGCUGAGACUGAAAAGCAGUUGUGGAACAGCCGUUGCUCAUUUGCACCUCAAUGUUCUUGACAAACCAAAACCACCACAAGGAAAAGUGGAAUUCCUGGAGAAGACAGGGAAGUGUGUCAAAAUGAAAUGGAAAGCACCCAAGGACAAUGGAGGCAAGCAGGUGACCCACUUCAUUAUUGAGAAGAGGAUGGCUGGGAAGAAAUCAUGGGCCAAAAUUGGGGAGGUUGAGAGCAAACACACCACGUUUGCCACAGAUAAGGUAGAAGAAGGGAAAGCCUAUCAGUUCCGAAUCAUGGCUGUCAACUCUGAGGGUGUUAGUGAGCCAUUGGAGACGGAAGAGAUCUUUGCUGGGGAUCCUAUUGACCCCCCAGGCACGGCCUCUCAACCUCAAGUUACUGAUGUUACCAAAGAUGCUAUUACUAUUACCUGGAAUCCUCCAGCUAAAGACGGUGGCUCUCCAGUAACGGGGUACAUUGUGGAAAGAAGGAAGAAAGGCAGCAGCCUUUGGGUCCCAGUAUCCAAAGAUCUAAUUCAAGAUACGAAAUGCAAAGUGGAUGGCUUAUUGGAAGAUGCAGAGUAUGAGUUCCGUGUCAUCGCAGUGAAUCGAGCCGGGUCUGGGCAACCCAGCGGUGUUUCAAACUCAGUUGUAGCAAGAGAUCCCAUCAAGCCUCCUGGACUGGUGAAGGGUUUGCAUGUAGCUGAUUCUUCCAACUCCAGCAUUUCCUUGGCAUGGCAGCAGCCAGAUGAAGGUGACCCACCUUCAGGAUACAUACUGGAGAUGCGAGCUGAAGACACCAAGGAAUGGUCCAAGUGCACCAAGAUCCCAAUUUCUGGCACCAGCUACACCGUGGGAGGAUUGCAGGAGAGACAGAAAUAUUUCUUCCGGAUUCGAGCAGUGAAUGAGGCUGGAGUGGGAGAACCAAUCGAAUUAAAGGAAGGAGUUCCAGCCAUGCCCCCUCCAGCUGCUCCAAAGUUUGAUCUGAGUGCCAGGCUGAAGAAUCACAUGGUUGUUCGUGCUGGGACUGCGCUCUGUAUCCAUGCCUCCUUUAUGGGCUCCCCUCCGCCAACUGUGGCAUGGCAAAAGGAUGGGCUUACCACAAAGGGGAGAGAGAGCAUCACUAAAGGCAAGAACCACUCCCAGUUUCUCAUCAGCAGGACCAAACGCUCAGAUUCUGGACUCUACCGGAUUGUGCUCAGCAAUGACUACGGAGAAGUCCACUAUGACAUUCAUGUGCGAGUGACAGACUUCCCAAGGCCUCCUACUGACCUGCACCUGUAUGAGGAGGUGCCAAACACUGUAUCACUGAAAUGGAAACACUCUCCAGAUGUAAAGGAGGAUGGAAGUGGCCAUUACGUCAUCCUGAAACGUGACACUAGUACAGCCACUUGGUUCACGGCAGCAGAGACAGUUUACAGCAACAAGUACACUGUCACGGGCCUCCUUCCUGGCAGGAAAUAUUUCUUCCGAGUCAUUGCCCGCAAUGAAAUUGGUGACAGUGAUCCUCUAGAUUCAAAGGAUCCCUGGCAUAUCAACAAAGACAAAGAACUUUUCAAUUUCAAGAUAAAGGAAUAUCAUGAACGAGACUGGCGCCAGGCUCCCCGUUUCAUUACCCCACUGAAGAACCACGCAGUACGCCGAGGACAUGACUGUACCAUGAGCUGCGCUUUCUUGGGAAAUCCCCGUCCUGUGGUUACAUUGUACAAGGGCCAAGUCGACAUCACGGCCAAUUCUAAAUUCUGGUACAACUCAACCAGCGGUGUCUGCACACUGAUGAUCCCCACUUGCACUGCCAAGGACAGUGGAGAGUACUCCAUAUUGAUUCAGAAUGAGCUUGGGCAGGAAAAAUGCAGUGGCACGUUGACAGUAUAUGACAAAGAUGAUAAAAGCCUACUGGAUUCGGUGACUGACAGCCUGCAAAAGUCAAAACACCUCAUGUGAGCAACAUACACACAGAAAUAAAUUUUAUAUUUGGCUCAGCUUCAGAUAAUUCAGAUGUUUGAGUUUUGCUAUGCAAGGCUUAAGAACUAUAACUGUGUUAACACUUGUAGCCUGUAACUUAAAUAUGAUGCUGCUGCAAAGUUCAUUAACUAUCAGCCUUUCAAGAAGGGCUGUAGUUUGCCUUCAAAGCUUUGAGACGACAGAGAUAUGCGAGUAAUAAUAUUGCCAAUACUUAAGAGAUCUUUUACCUUGGAAAUAAAAGAGAGCCAAAUAUA
Rhineura floridana is the source of this 4791-nucleotide messenger RNA. It is a transcript of the gene IGSF22, whose product is annotated as immunoglobulin superfamily member 22. Bases 530 to 4516 code for a protein of 1328 amino acids. The transcript has 24 exons. Gene Ontology annotation, molecular function: protein binding. NCBI's taxonomy places the organism in Eukaryota, Metazoa, Chordata, Lepidosauria, Squamata, Rhineuridae. The record is from RefSeq and is a predicted model, not a curated record.